GGUCACAAUCAUAGUUAAUGAUUUUCAGGUUGUCGGCCGUCAACCGCGUGCCUUCUCUCUUUCCCGGGGGCUGAUCAGUUUGGACUGCGGGGUAUCGGAUCCUUGCGGGAUCGGUACCCAGGCCCCUUGCAUUUGUUCAUUUCAUUAGAUCUCUGUACCUGCAUCGACUUGUGAAUCAUGCUGUAGAAACGGAAACGCGGUAUUCUCGAGGCCUGGGGCCUCAUCAAGUCGAACUUGAAUCCGACCUCGACAUGGCAGCCGCCAGCAACGCCAUUGAAGGCAAGCUUGCUCUGAUCACAGGAGCUUCAGGAGGCAUCGGAGCAGCCUGCGCAAGGGCGUUAUACUUGAAAAACGUCAACCUGGCCCUGACCUACUCCAGUAGCGAGGACAAGAUCCGGGCUCUGGAAGAAGAGCUCUGGGCGCUACGCAACAACCACUCCCCCAACGCCCUCAACCCGGUCGUCUCAACACACAGAGUUGACGUCGGCUCGGCCGAUGAUUUGCAUCGCCUCUUCAAGAGCAUCCGCGAACUGCACGGCCAAGACGGCCCAGACAUCCUGGUUUCUAAUGCCGGCUACGGCAAGCGCAUCCCGGACAUUGCGGACAUUUCGACCGAGGAGUUCGACUACACCAUCAGCAUCAACCUGCGCGCCGCCUUCAUACUGUCCAAGUUGAGCAUUCCGCACAUGGCCGCUCAGCGGUGGGGGCGCAUCAUCUUUGUCUCGUCGCUUGCCGCGCACGGCGGCGGUAUCAACGGGUGUCACUACGCCGCGAGCAAGGCCGGGCUGCACGGGCUGAUGAAGAACCUGGCGACGAAGCACGCCAAGGACGGGAUUACCGUCAACGACGUUGCGCCCGCCAUGAUUGGCGAGACGGGAAUGCUCCCGGAUGAGAAGUCCGUCGAGGGCACGGCGGGGGAUGUGAGGAAUAUUCCGGUCGGGAGGUUGGGGACGCCGCGGGAGGUGGCGAAUGUCGUGACCAUGUUUUGCCAGACGGGGUACUUAACAGGUCAGAGUGUGCUGUUGAGCGGCGGGCUGAAGUGAGCGGGUUCUGGGGGAGAUCGUAUAUCCAGCGGUUUCGUCUUGGUUUUUUGACUAUCGGCGCAACAACUAUGCUGAAUACAUCACGGCGCCCAUCAUCCCGUCUUCAUGUCCGCCGGACCAGCUCCCUCUCAAUGUCAAGGCUUGGAUCUUCACGCCUCAGACCGGGCGGGAUCCCUACUUGGCCAAGUGCGCGAAGCUCACGGACACGCCGUGUGGGCCAGGGCGGUCAUCGGGUACAGGGCCGUGUUUGUUUAAUGGGCUCUUCAAGCG
Messenger RNA from Parathielavia appendiculata, 1313 nucleotides. Its product is annotated as NAD(P)-binding protein. The record is from RefSeq and is a predicted model, not a curated record. Gene Ontology annotation, molecular function: oxidoreductase activity, acting on the CH-OH group of donors, NAD or NADP as acceptor. NCBI's taxonomy places the organism in Eukaryota, Fungi, Ascomycota, Sordariomycetes, Sordariales, Chaetomiaceae. The transcript has 2 exons. The coding region runs from base 252 to 1043 and encodes 263 amino acids.